Molecule: messenger RNA, 1989 nt
Organism: Aspergillus steynii IBT 23096
Lineage: Eukaryota; Fungi; Ascomycota; Eurotiomycetes; Eurotiales; Aspergillaceae
Product: DUF500-domain-containing protein
Exons: 1
Coding region: 1-1989 (662 amino acids)
Molecular function (GO): phosphatidylinositol binding
Source: RefSeq, a predicted model, not a curated record
AUGCCUUCCCUGUGGGAAAAGACGAAAGGCACCUCCAAGAAGGGAUUCGACAAGGCAUGGCACCAGCUCGAUAAGCUCGGCGAUCCCGUUAACCGGUUGUCCUAUCGGGUGGGUGCCGAGGCCUUCUGGCCCAUGACUCUCGACAAAGAAAGCGACAAAGCCGCUCGCAUUCUGCGCAGCUUCUGCAAGGAUGGCUUUUAUGCCGAGGAGGAUACCGAGCGCCGGAGUACGGACAGCGCCACCAGCAAGCGGUCCAGUAAGAUCGAUCGACCCAAGGGCAAACAGCGCGUGAUCAAGAAGAUUCCGACCCAGGUCAUCCAACGCGCAAAAGGUCUCGCGAUCUUCACGACCAUGCGCACGGGGUUAUGGCUGAGCGGCUCUGGCGGCAGUGGCGUGCUGUUGGCCCGGAUCCCCGAAACCGGCGAAUGGAGUCCGCCCUCCGGUAUCAUGUUGCAUACGGCGGGCAUCGGCUUUCUGGCCGGUGUCGACAUCUACGACUGCGUGGUCGUUAUCAAUACAUACGAAGCGUUGGAGGCAUUCAAAAAGGUGCGCUGCACACUGGGAGGGGAGGUGAGCGCAUCGGCCGGUCCGGUUGGCAUGGGAGGUGUCCUCGAGUCGGAGGUCCAUAAACGUCAGGCUCCCAUCUGGACCUACAUGAAGAGUCGCGGACUCUACGCGGGCGUGCAGGUGGACGGAACCGUCAUCAUUGAGCGGACCGACGAGAACGAGCGGUUCUUCGGCGAGCGAAUUUCGGUGACGGACAUCCUCGCCGGCAAAGCGAAAUACCCGCCUGCCUCCAUCAAAACCCUCAUCCAGACGAUCAAGGCUGCGCAGGGUGACAGCGACGUGGACGAAAGUCUGGUUCCCCCGCCGGGAGAAACGCCCGGUGACGUCGAGCUCAACCCGGCGGGAAAUUCCUUCGGCAUCCCAGCUGUAGACGAUCCCGAUCCGUUCGGAGUCAAAGCCCUGGAAGCGGAAGGGCUCUUCAUCCGCGAAGCCGGCACGAGGACCCGGCCCAGUGUCGAAGCCUUUGACUUCAAGCCCAGUCCCAGCAGUCCCGUCUUUGCCACCUUCCGGCGCAGCAUCGACAGCUCGCCUCGCAACAGCUGGCGAGCCAGUCGAGCCAGCGUGCAGAGCUAUGCCAGCAUGGACCGUGGCACCCAGACCGACGUCGCUCCUCCCACCGCACCCACCUCCGUCAGCCGGGCGUCGUCCCGAAGUAACCGCGAUUUUGUGGACCGUCUGGAUUCCACGCCGUGGGAGACCGAGGAGAACCGCUGGGACACUGUCAUCCCCGAGCAGCGCAAGGACGAAGACCCCCGUCCCCACGAGGACUACGACAAGGACCUGAUCGACGACGACGAUUUCGAGGUGCACGAAGUCAGCAGUGCCACCAUCACCAAGCGUGACAGUGCCGCCUCUUCGCCGGUGUCCAUGGAAGAUCCCACGGCCCCGACCGAACUGCGAGGCCAGUCUCCCACCUUCACCCGCGCGCGACUCGUGACGAUUCCCAAAAAGCGCGCGCCUCCCGCUCUUCCGCCGCGGAACCCCCAGCGGGCUCCCGUUUCCCUCUCGACUCCCAACUCUCCCACCUCCAUUCCUUCUUCUCCCGACGGCCGACGCUCCGUGGCAUCCACCUCCGGACUGGCAUCGGUGGACGAGCUCACCGAACUUCCGCUGCACCCCAACAACGAUACAUCCAGUCUCUCGUCGAAGCGAUCCGACAUUUCCGGCCGCUUCCGUCGACCCUCUCCUGAGAGAGACGACUUUCACUCCGUGUCCAGUGUCCGUUCAUCCGACCGGGCUUCCGACACCGAGAUCAGCACCAACAAUGACCUCCCCAUCUCCGACAUCGCCCAAUCCAAGACUGAGCAUCUCAACGAUGUAAAGUCUACCGAGGCGCCUUUGGAGUCAACCAAGACCAUCACCGAGAGUGAUGAGGCUCCUGCCACCACCACUCCCUCCGUCCACCACCCUCAAGCUGUCUAA